GCAUGGGCAUCGACGAACGUGAAGUUGCCGUCACUUCCGCUCGUAGACGUCAUUUGAUGGGUCUUGCCACUGGAGGCGCUGCACAACCAUUUCCUAUUUCUUUUACUUUGUGAAUGGUGUCAGAGUAAGGCAUCCAGGAUGCAGAUCUUCGUCAAGACCCUGACGGGCAAGACCAUCACCCUUGAGGUCGAACCGUCCGAUACGAUCGAGAAUGUCAAGGCCAAAAUCCAGGACAAGGAAGGAAUCCCCCCAGAUCAGCAGCGUUUGAUCUUCGCUGGCAAGCAGCUGGAAGAUGGCCGCACCCUGUCUGACUACAACAUCCAGAAGGAGUCGACGCUUCAUCUGGUGCUGCGUCUCCGUGGUGGUGCCAAGAAGCGCAAGAAGAAGAAUUACUCCACCCCCAAGAAGAUCAAGCACAAGAGGAAGAAGGUCAAACUCGCCGUCCUCAAGUACUACAAGGUCGACGAAAACGGUAAGAUCCACCGUCUGCGUCGCGAGUGCACCAGCGAGACCUGCGGUGCCGGAGUCUUCAUGGCCGCCCACGAAGAUCGUCACUACUGCGGUAAAUGCCAUCUGACUCUGGUAUAUUCCAAGCAGGAGGAAAAGUAAAAAAAAGCUAACUGGCAACCCUGCUCCUUCCGAGCGUGUUUGCGUUAUUCAGUGGAUUCGCUCGGAGGGAUCUUCUAAUUUCUAAGGAUCUAAAAAAAUGGGGCAAAUAAAUCCAUCAAUAAAACAUUGAUACGGUUCCACAUUCCGUAUUGAUACCUAA
Molecule: messenger RNA, 769 nt
Organism: Armigeres subalbatus
Lineage: Eukaryota; Metazoa; Arthropoda; Insecta; Diptera; Culicidae
Gene: RpS27A
Product: ubiquitin-ribosomal protein eS31 fusion protein
Exons: 3
Coding region: 139-609 (156 amino acids)
Biological process (GO): modification-dependent protein catabolic process; translation; protein ubiquitination
Cellular component (GO): ribosome; cytoplasm; nucleus
Molecular function (GO): structural constituent of ribosome; ubiquitin protein ligase binding; protein tag activity
Source: RefSeq, a predicted model, not a curated record